AGGCAGAGGCAACCCCCCACUCACAAAGCAAACCCUCGCUCUCAAAUCUCCUCGCUCCGCCUCCGCCUCCGGCCGCGCCGCCGCGCCGGGAGACCCGCCCCCUCCGACGAAGGACGCAAGCAGACGACGCUGCAGAUGCAGAUCUCGCCGCUCUGACCGAGAAACGCGCCGACGGACUGACCGAACGCUCGCCGAACGCAUUUCGCCACGAAUCCGCCGCCCCCCCGUCGGAGGAAAGGAGGAGUCUUUCCCGUCCGCCCGCCCCUCCUAGGGCCCGAUGCACCCGAGGUCGCGCAUUCGCGGACGCGAGCCGCCGCCGCCGCCCCCGCCGUCAUCGGGAGGACGAUACCGCCGACGGUCCCCGCCCCUGCCGCCGCCCUCCCCGCGGCCGCAGCACCACCAGCGCCGGGCCCCGCCGCGGCGCAGCAGCCCCGAACGGCCGCCCCCGCGCCGCCUGCUGGCGUUGGACGAGAAGCCCCUCCCGCCGCCGGCGGCCGCGCUCGUCGUCGCCGCCGAACGGCGCUGGCGCAACGACGUGCUCCUCGAGGCCGGCCGCCUGGCCGCCCACUACCUGGUCGCGCAGGGCGUCCUCCCCGACCACGUUCUCCACGCCCGGGAAGACCCCAGCCCCAAGCACCACCACGUUCUCCACGCCAGGGACGACCCCAUCCCCAGCCCCCGCCCCGAGAUCUCCGCCCCCGCCGGCUACGCCAGGAAGAGGGAUGACGACGGAGACGACCCCAGAUGGCGGAGGAACGGAGGAGGCGGCGGCGGCGCCGACUGGGGCCGCGACAAGAGGGACGAGGACGACUGCGCCAGGCUAGCCCGGGCCAAGUCGGGCUGGGACCGGAGGACCCAGAGCUUUGACGGAAGACGCAGGUACAACGAGGGCGAUGGCGGACGCGGUGCUGGCGGUGAUGCCGACCGGGGCGUUCGCCGGAGCCACCCGUACGACGAGAAGAGGAGACCCGCCAUGUCACGCUCCUACUCUCAGAACGACCGCCGGGCCUCCAGCGACGACCGCCGGCCACCCCCCAUCGAUGACCGCCGGCCCUCUGUUGACCGCAGACUGGACCGGAAGCGGAGGAGCAGAAGCCGGAGUAGAAGCCGGAGCCGGAGCCGGAGCAGAACCAGGCCCAGGAGCUCUUACAGUGGCGGCCGGAGGGAUCCAGACUGGCGACCACGCGGUGGUGAUUUCGAUCAGCCACGCAGUGGCGAUCUGGAUCAGAGCAAGGUGCCAGCAGAGCCUGGAACUGUUGCCAGCCGCGACGGUGAUGUGGGCGGCGAUGAUGUCGAUAAACUGCCAAGGGAUCCAAAGAUUGUUCGCUCGGAGGUGGUGAUGGUGGAGGCGAAUGACGGUGCCAGCCAUGAAGAUGAAGCUGCGGUGGAACCAGAGCAUGAUGGUGCCAGGCAUGAGGAUGAAGAGGCAGAGUAUGAGUAUGAAGAGGUGGUGGAAUCAGAUGAUCAUGGUGAAGAUGAUGAUGGUGUCACCUAUGAAUAUGAAGAGAUGGAAACAGAGGACAAUGGUCAGGACGAUGAGGCUGCUGCUGUUGCUGGCUUGAAUGAUGCAGAUGCUGCUGAAAUAAAUGCCAGCCACCAACUGCCCAUGGUGGAUGUUCAUCCAUCAGAGCCUGCUGAGGAACCGGCGCACACGCAGCCCCAGCUCAGCGACGUCGAGGAGGCCACGGAGGCGGGCGUUGCGCGUGCGGAUGCAUGCCUGAUUGAACCAGUGGCUGACAGCAGUGGUUGUUCUGAAGUUAGAGGUGAAACGGAGGCUCCGCAAAGUCAACCUGAAACUGAACUUCACGUUAGAGAUGAAAUGGAGGCUCCGCAGAGCGAACUUGGAACUGAACUUCAAGUUAGAGGUGAAAUGGAGGCUCUGCAGAGUGAACAUGAAACUGAACUUCAAGUUGCAGGUGAAAUGGCGGCUCCGCAGAGUGAAGUUGAAACUGGACUUCAAGUUGCAGGUGAAAUGGCGGCUCCUCAAAGUGAGCCUGAAGCUGAACUUCAAGUUGCAGGUGAAAUGGAGGCUCCUCAAAGUGAACCUGAAACUGAACUUCAAGUUGCCGAUGAGAUGGAGGCUCCGCAAAGUGAACUUGAAACAGAACUUCAAGUUGCUGAUGAGAUGGAGGCUCCGCAAAGUGAACUUGAAACAGAACUUCAAGUAGCAGGUGAGAUGGAGGCUCCGCAUAGUGAACUUGGAACUGAACUUCAAGUGGCAGGUGAAAUGGAGGCUCCGCAAAUUGAACCUGGGACUGAACUUCAAGUGGCAGGUGAAAUGGAGGCUCCGCGAAGUGAACUUGGAACUGAACUUCAAGUGGCAGGUGAAAUGGAGGCUCUGCAAAGUGAACCUGAAACUGAACUUGUCGAGGAAAAUCCACAAAUAGAAAUUGAGCAUGGAACUGAACUUCAAGUGGCAGGUGAAAUGGAGGCUCUGCAAAGUGAACCUGAAACUGAACUUGUCGAGGAAACUCCACAAAUGGAAAUUGAGCAUGGAACUGAACUUCAAGUGGCAGGUGAAGUGGAGGCUCUGCAAAGUGAACUUGAAACUGAACUUGUCGAGGAAACUCCACAAAUGGAAAUUGAGCUUGGAACUGAACUUCAAGUGGCAGGUGAAAUGGAGGCUCCGCAAACUGAACAUGAAUCUGAACUUGUCGAGGAAACAACACAAAUUGAAAUUGAAGCUGCUGAUGGCGAUCCUACUAGAGAUGAAGAAGAGCUGCCGGCUUGGUAUCAAAUUUUUGACCUCAAUGUCGACGGAACUCGUGAGAGCUGUGAAGUGACUGAGAUUCCCGGUGAUCCUCCUGAAGAACAUGCUUCUGAUUCUCUGCCUGAUUUAGUUGGUCAGCUGAGCCAGCAAGCAUACUGUGAUCCUCCAGAUACUCAAGUUCAAGAUAAACGUGCAGAUGAAAACCAACAGUUCGAGGAUGAUCAGGUGCUUCUAAAUCAGGGUAUUGGCAUGCAUGAUUUGGAUAGGAACUACCAGAACAGUGAGCAGAUGCUUAUAAAUCAGAUAGCCGAUGAGCAUGAACAGGGUGAUCAACAGCUGGAGGGCGAGCAAAUAAUUUUAAGCAAUGAGGGAGCAAUGCUAAAGCAAGAUGCGGAGGAGCAGGUGGAGAAUGAGCAGUUGCUACCUGAUCGUGCUACAGACGUUAAUCACCAGAUAAAGGAGGAGCAAAUGCUUCUAGAUCAUGUUACAGUUGUGCAUGACUUGGAUCAUUGUGAUCUGAACGGUGAACAGAUGCUACUAACAGAUGAUUCAGUUAAUAAAUCUGCAGUUGAUGGGGGCCAGUUGAAGGAUGGGCAAAUGGACCGGGCUGCAAAGAGACAAGCUACACUUCGCAGCCUGGACAAUGGCCAAAUGAUGAUUCCUAUAAUUAAUUUGGAUGACGACGACGAUGAUGAUGAUUAUGCAGAGCAGCCUGGUACCAGAGAAUUCUUAGAGCCCAAAAGUGAUGCCUUACACGUGGAUAAUUUUCUGCCAGAACGUAUGUGUUCUCAAGACGAGCAAGCCGCAAGCUUUCCUGACCAUCAGACUAACAUCCCAGCAUCUUCUUCAUCGGUUCCACCACAUUCCGGGAAUAGGUGGACUGGGAUGGGAGCUGUCAAUGCACAGGGAAUUCCCAGUGAUGAUGGCGUCCUAUAUGGUGGUGCGUUUGACAAGAUACCAUUAGAAGUGAUCAAUGUGUGGGACCUGCCAUCAACGGAGCUGGGGAAAUCCUGAUGAGUUGCCAUGCUGUGUUGUACGUGCGUGCGCGAGUGCGCUCGCUUUGGCUCCAGCUUACUGUCUGUCUGUUGUUGGUUAUCGUGGACCGUUGAAGGCCGGGCGCUGGAGCCGGUCGACCGGUCGCUGUUGAUCUGUACUAUGUGGUCUUAUGCUAGGUAGAGUUUAGUUGUCUUGUUGUUAGAUGAUCCCGGGUAGAGUUGAAAGAAGUCACAUUUCCUUGCUGGUCCAGGAAGAAGUGUCUGGUGGUGCCAACUCUGGUACAGGGUAAGCAAGCACUACCCUGUAGCUUGGCUUGUUGACAGCCAGCCGCUCCUCCUCCUACAAGUUUUGACUGCAAAAUGAUACCGAGUCCUGUUGGUCUAACCAACCGUUAUGUUGCGUGUUGCUCUCCUCCUGAUUCACCUUGCCAAGUGCUGCGAAAAGGGCACCGGAGGCUCUGCUCCUACAGUUUUGGCUGCAAAAUGUAGUAGGAGUCUUGUUCAUCUAACCUCCUGAUGCACCUUGCGAACCGGGCCAUUGGUGUGAGAGGUUCAUGAGCUCCUCCUGAUUCAGCUUGCCAAGUGCCAAAAAAGAAGCGUGCUGGAGACCUGGCCUGCUUGCGGCUGAUGCCGAGAUAGAUGGCCAAACAGAAGAGAAGAAGAAAGGUGGCAAUGAAUGAAUGAGUGAGUGAUAAUUUGCUUGGUGUGUUCCAGCACCAGCCUAACAAGAUAACAUUUGUCGGGCGUUUUUCCUUGCUCCCUGUCCCUGAUUUGAGAGGAACAGUACUCUGCUGCUGCAAUGCCAUUGUGAUGGAAGAUGAUUUUUUUUUUCUC
Triticum aestivum (bread wheat) is the source of this 4539-nucleotide messenger RNA. RefSeq lists its product as uncharacterized. Lineage: Eukaryota; Viridiplantae; Streptophyta; Magnoliopsida; Poales; Poaceae. The record is from RefSeq and is a predicted model, not a curated record. The coding region runs from base 278 to 3724 and encodes 1148 amino acids. The transcript is spliced from 4 exons.